This is a messenger RNA of Schizosaccharomyces osmophilus, 1500 nucleotides long. It is a transcript of the gene frs2, whose product is annotated as cytoplasmic phenylalanine-tRNA ligase alpha subunit Frs2. Gene Ontology annotation, biological process: phenylalanyl-tRNA aminoacylation. Gene Ontology annotation, cellular component: phenylalanine-tRNA ligase complex; cytosol; cytoplasm. Gene Ontology annotation, molecular function: phenylalanine-tRNA ligase activity; tRNA binding; ATP binding. Lineage: Eukaryota; Fungi; Ascomycota; Schizosaccharomycetes; Schizosaccharomycetales; Schizosaccharomycetaceae. The transcript is spliced from 3 exons. Bases 1 to 1500 code for a protein of 499 amino acids. The record is from RefSeq and is a predicted model, not a curated record.
AUGUCGAAAGUCGAAGCACUUCAGGUUCUUCUACUUAAAAAGCUUGACGAACAAAAUGAAAUCGCGAACACUAGUCAUAUAGAGUUUGAAGGGAAAAAGCUGACCGUUCAAGAUGCUCAGUCGGCAAUUUUGUCUUUGGCAGCAAGAAGCAUGGUUGAAUUUGAGCGUCAUGAUAUCGAGGUAUACACCUUAACUGCUGAAGGUGAAGAAAUUUUAAAAAAUGGAUCUCAUGAGGCUAAAGUUUUUAACGAAAUCUGUGCUUCCAUGAGUGGUCUUAGCAUUGGUGAGUUGAAAGACAAAUUGGGAAACACAGCAGGUCUUGGUCAAGGCAGAGCUUUCAAACUUGGUUGGAUCAGAAAGGAUGGAGACAAAUUGAUAAAAAACACUGAAUCUAUUGAGGAUGGCACGCCCAAGUUGUUGGCCGAAAUAAAAGAACAUGGUACUCACAAAGAUACAAAGGCUCUUAACGAUUUGAAAAAGCGUAAAUUGGUUGAACGCAACAAACUAAUGUACUUUUCUUUAAAGAAGGGGCCCCACUUCUCUCUUACUAUUGAAAAGCUAAAUACUGAUUUGACCGCUGAUAUGAUUACUUCUCGCUCUUGGGAAAAUGCCAAGUUCAAAGACUACAACUUUGCUGCUGAGGGUAUCCCUCCUGCUGGUGGUUGUCUGCACCCUCUGAUGAAGGUCCGUGAGGAAUUCCGCAAGUUUUUCUUUGAAUUGGGUUUUGAAGAAAUGCCUACCAACAAUUAUGUUGACAGCGGUUUCUGGAACUUUGAUGCUUUAUUCGUUCCUCAGCAGCACUCUGCUCGUGAUGUUCAGGAUACUUUCUUUUUGAAGAAACCUGCUUUUACUGAUAAGUUACCUGAUCUUGACUACGUUGCUCGUGUUAAGGGCACCCAUGAGAACGGAGGCGAAACAAGAGGUAUUGGUUAUCGUGCCCCUUGGUCUGAAGAAGAAACUCGUAAACUUAUUCUUCGUACUCAUACCACCGCUGUUUCAGGCAAUAUGUUGUAUAAGCUUGCUAAAAAUGGUUUCCACCCUGCAAAAUAUUUCUCGAUUGAUCGUGUCUUCCGUAACGAAACCGUUGACGCUACACAUUUGGCUGAAUUUCAUCAGGUGGAAGGUGUCAUAUGCGAUAGGAAUCUUACUCUCGGGGAUUUGAUUGGUUUCAUGGAAGUCUUCUUUGCUAAAAUGAAUGUUCGAAACUUACGCUUCAAGCCCGCCUACAAUCCCUAUACCGAACCUUCUUUGGAAAUUUUCUCUUAUCACGAAAAACUUGGUAAAUGGGUUGAAGUCGGAAAUAGUGGUAUGUUCAGACCUGAGAUGUUAGAACCUAUGGGUCUUCCUAAGGAUGUUCGUUGUCUCGGUUUUGGUCUUUCAUUAGAACGUCCUACAAUGAUUAAGUACGGAAUUUCUGAUAUCCGUCAAUUGAUGGGACCAAAGGUGAACUUGGACUUGAUCCAAGCAGGCUCUGCUGUUCGUUUAGAUAGAGAGGAUUAG